AGCAAACGAUAAUAAUUAUAUUAGCAUAAACACUAAUGUCUUGAUUCCAUAAGUAGUAUGUAGUAGUUGUCUCUUCUUUUUUGAUAACAUUAAAUAAUUAAGAAUGAGAAUGAACCUAAUGAGUUAGUCAAUACCUUAAUAAUCCAGAUCUUACAACUAGUAGCUUUAUAUGUCUCCUAUAGUAUCCGAGAUUUAUUAUUUGUGUAUUAAGUUGCAAAACACAUGCAUUAUAAUAAUAAAUAUAUAGAAUUCAAAAGCGGCUGUUCAGCAUAUUUGACAAUAGCAAAUAUUAAAUUAUAUGAAAUAUAUCUGUAUUCUCUAGUAUUGCAAACUUCAUCUUGGCAUAUUUUCGUGCCCCUUUUAUUGAUGACUGUUUACAGCUAUUCAUUUAUCACCGACAUUAAUCCUAUAUUUUUCUAUACUCUCUGACAGGAAGGUGUAUAAUAUAUUUAGUCAUUUUUUUCAACAUCAUCAUGCCUUAACUUCGAUACAUCCUAUAUUUAAAUCAUGUAUAUAUAUAUAUAUAUGUAUAUAUAUUGAAAACUUAACUAAAUACGAUUAGCUUAUAGUAUUCUAGUUCUAUGAUACUAUAUAUUAUCCUAUUUCAAACAAAAGUUAUUUUAACAAACACUUUUGCA
This is a messenger RNA of Cokeromyces recurvatus, 638 nucleotides long. RefSeq lists its product as uncharacterized. The record is from RefSeq and is a predicted model, not a curated record. Lineage: Eukaryota; Fungi; Mucoromycota; Mucoromycetes; Mucorales; Mucoraceae. The coding region runs from base 223 to 429 and encodes 68 amino acids. The transcript is spliced from 2 exons.